AUGGAGAGUCCCGGUCCCUCUACCAGUCAACGCUCCUUCAAGCGGAGCUAUGUCGCAUGCGUCUCGUGCCGAACUCGCAAGUCGAGGUGCAUCGUCAAGGACAAGCCCCCGUGCAACAAGUGUGAGAGGGAGCAUCGAGAGUGUCGCUUUGAUCAUCGCCAAAGAGGACCAAAGCACCGUGAACCUCCGAAAUGGACACAGCAGGAGACGGCGACGACGUCUCGUCAACAUCCCCUUCCUGAAGUCCAGCUGCCCGGCGCGUCGCCCAAGCAGCUGGACGUGUCACUAGGCGGUUACCAGGGAGAUGCUUUAGGGUUCUCGCAAUCGCCUAACAACACGGGACAUUCCCUCUACGACCGAGUGAGAUCGAGCAUUGUGACGGGCACCAACGAUGCCCUGGAUAUUCUGUCGGAUGCAGUCGAUCGACAACGCAGUGUCGCCGCGUCAACGCCAUCCCAGCCGACCAAUGGUCCAAAAAUUACACCUGGAGGCUUCAAUGGGGUGGGCUUCACGAUCACCGCCUUGUCAGAGCCUGAAGAUUCCACCUUGGACCUGUGGGACAAGUGUCGUUUCGUGCGUCAGGGCUUGUUCACGGCUCAAGAAGCUGUCACGUACAUGGAUCUCUUCUUUGAGAAACUACAGCCUCUUUCGCCCGUCAUCGUCGACCAGUUUCGAAGCCACUCAGCUCACACACACCUCAUCCACGAAGAGGCCAUGCUAUGCUGUACCAUCCUCACCAUAGCCUCACGAUUCUUCAUGCUCCCUGGAGCCGGCGGUACUUCACGAAGUCAUAAUAUCCACCAACGCCUUUGGAGUCACUGCGAGAUGCUCAUCAAACGGAUUCUGCUCGGUCAGGAAAAGACCUCGACAGCCAAGACGAGAGCGAUCGGGACCGUCGAGAGCCUGAUGCUGAUCUCGGACUGGCACCCCCGAGCCCUGCAUUUCCCUCCGGAAACUGAUGGCUGGGAUGCACUACUCAUAUCACCUGGUUAUGAUCCUGUGAACCGUAGGAGGAUGAAUGACGAGGCUCCUCUUAUUAGGUGGAAGGACGACGUCUUUGAGCCCGCCAAGCGGGCAAAUAGAAUGUCUUGGAUGCUCUUGGGCAUGGCCAAUAACCUUGCGUACGAGCUCGGGGUUAUUUCAAGUCAAAGACCCGAAGCUUCGAGGUCAACAGAACUGCAAGUAAUCCGCAGUCUUAGGGCACAAAAGCUUCUAUACGUCUACUUGACACAGACGGCGACGAGGUUGGGCUACCCUUCCGUGUUUCCCGAGAGCAUAGCUGUUACUGCUUCGCGGCUGCCAAUGCAGAACCCGGACGAGCCCGCUCAUCGAUCUUGGAUGGCCUACAUGGAUUUGAGCCUGGAACUGACUCAACUAUCACGCACGGCGUCGUCCAUGUUCUUUCAAUCUGCUGCACAUCUUCAGAGUCAGGUUCUAGGUGAUCAUUAUGCCGACCUUUUGGAGCACUUUGCAGCAUCUUUGUCGAAAUGGCAGCAGAAAUACGACUCUGUGUGCAAAGAUAUAAACGAGCCGCUCAGAGACUCGCUUCUCAUCGAGUAUCAUCACCUCAAAGCUUGCACCGGAGCCAUCUCAAUCCAAGCAGUAAUCGCACGAGCAUCAUCCGCUGGCUUCACAACCACCAACACAGACCCAGACGAGGUCCUAUCUGCAUUCAUAACUCCAAAGGAUGCCAGGUUCUUGCAGGAGGUCAUCUCGGACAGCAAAAAGUUGCUGCGCAUCGCAACCAUGAGUGACUUUAAAGCCCAACUUCCCUACGCACCAGCCCGCGUAAAGAUCAGCGUCAUUAGCUCAUCUGUGUUUCUCCUCAAGGCGUUGAGUGUCGGUUCUACACACACUGAUGUGAACGAUGCUUUGUAUGUCUUGGAUCAGUGCACUUCUACGCUGAAUUCAUCCCCUCCCGAUGACAUGGAUUUUGCGUUGAGGUAUGCAGCCCUGAUAGAGAAGCAUACUGCCCAGUUCCGAGCUCAUCUUACCGCGAGCCGAGGACAGGGUGCUGGUGAGCAACAUGCUCGGACUCUGCCUUCUAACAGUGCUGGUGAGAACGAAACGGAGGGGGCAGAAGGGUACAUGGCAACGAUGGGCACAUCUGAAGAUGACCUCGGCUUUGUGGGCUUUGACGCGGGGGACACCUGGGUCUCGCUUCCGUUUGAUUCUAGCAUCGCACCAUUUGGAGGAGGGUGUGACCAGCUGUCCCUGGGGUUGGAUAUUGAUUCUCUCAACUUCCUCUGGAGCCUCCCUGGUCUGGGCCCGGAGUAG
Messenger RNA from Fusarium keratoplasticum, 2277 nucleotides. Its product is annotated as Zn(2)-C6 fungal-type domain-containing protein. Gene Ontology annotation, cellular component: nucleus. The transcript has 3 exons. Bases 1 to 2277 code for a protein of 758 amino acids. Gene Ontology annotation, molecular function: zinc ion binding; DNA-binding transcription factor activity, RNA polymerase II-specific; DNA binding. Gene Ontology annotation, biological process: positive regulation of transcription by RNA polymerase II; DNA-templated transcription; aromatic amino acid catabolic process. The record is from RefSeq and is a predicted model, not a curated record. NCBI's taxonomy places the organism in Eukaryota, Fungi, Ascomycota, Sordariomycetes, Hypocreales, Nectriaceae.